Haliotis rubra (blacklip abalone) is the source of this 372-nucleotide messenger RNA. RefSeq names its product dehydrin Rab18-like. NCBI's taxonomy places the organism in Eukaryota, Metazoa, Mollusca, Gastropoda, Lepetellida, Haliotidae. The transcript has a single exon. The record is from RefSeq and is a predicted model, not a curated record. Bases 1 to 372 code for a protein of 123 amino acids.
AUGGAAGGAGGACAUGGAGAGGGAGAGGAAGGGUGGAGGAUGGACAGGAAGUGGAAGGAAGAAGGUGUGGACAGGUGGAGAGGAAUGAGUGGUGGAGGACAGGGUAGGAAGGUGGAAUGGAGGAAAGGAGGACAGGACCCAGGAGGGUAUGGAAGGAGGUGGACAGAGGAGUGGAAUGGGGAAGGUGGAGUGGACAGGAGGAAGGAAGGAGUGGACAGUGGAAGGAAGGACAGGUGGAGGAAGGAGGAAGGAAGGAAGGGUGGAGGACAGGAGGAUGGAAGGACAGGAGGAGGGUAUGAAGGAAGGAGGAAGGACAGGAAGGGUGAAGGAGUGGACAGAUGGAGGGUGGAGGAGGACAGUGGAAGGGUAUGA